Molecule: messenger RNA, 2413 nt
Organism: Cheilinus undulatus (humphead wrasse)
Lineage: Eukaryota; Metazoa; Chordata; Actinopteri; Labriformes; Labridae
Gene: cnga4
Product: cyclic nucleotide gated channel subunit alpha 4
Exons: 8
Coding region: 236-2413 (725 amino acids)
Biological process (GO): monoatomic cation transmembrane transport
Cellular component (GO): plasma membrane; intracellular cyclic nucleotide activated cation channel complex
Molecular function (GO): intracellularly cAMP-activated cation channel activity; intracellularly cGMP-activated cation channel activity; protein-containing complex binding
Source: RefSeq, a predicted model, not a curated record
CGACACCGCUCCCCUCUGCUUAGCUGCUGUAUGAAGGCUCUAAAGUGGCUAAUCAGGGGCAAAGACUUGAGACCAGCAUCACCAGGCAGGUGGACCUGCUGCUCUGUUGUUAGGUGGACUACACACUGAGGUGUCUAAUGCUAGUCAAAGCUGGGGUCUGACUUACUGUCUGCAGAGCUGGACUUCUUGGGCGUCUCACUGAAAAAUGUGUUAGUUAGUGGUUAAACUUUUGAGGAUGGAUAAAAGAGGUGAUGUGAGUAACAGAGGGAACAAAUGGCAGAGGCUGCUCAGGUGGCAUCGAGGGCAGAAGGUUAACGAGGAAGGAGGAAAUGGAGUCAAGGAAGAGGGGAACCGAAAGGGUUUUCUGAAACUGAAUGUCAAUUGGAGAGACUGGUCAGUUGAUCCAGCAGAACAGUUUUAUUAUGUGUGGCUUCAGGUCAUGAUAUUUCCCAUCGUCUACAACUCUGUAAUCAUCAUCCUGAGAACAUGUUUCACUACAAUUGCGCUAAGCUACCUGCCUGUGUGGCUCACUCUGGAUUAUCUGGCAGAUCUCAUGUAUAUAAUCGACAUGAUCAUCACUGUUCACACAGGUUACUUGGACCAGGGCAUCCUGAUCAGAGACAUAAACCAGCUGAAGAAGCGUUACCUACACUCUCAACGUUUCUUGAGGGAUGUGGUUUCACUGCUGCCCACCGACCUGCUCUACCUUGUCUUUGGCAUCCAGACCCCUAUGGUGAGGAUCAACCGCCUGCUGCGAAUAUCUCGCCUAAAUGAGGCCCUGGACCGCAUGGAAACCAGGACGUCCUACCCAAACACUUUCCGCAUCUCCAAACUCAUGAUCUACAUCUUCGUGUUGAUCCACUGGAAUGCCUGUCUCUACUUUGCUCUGUCCAACUACAUCGGCUUCGGGAGUGAUCGCUGGGUUUACCCCAACAUCACAGACCCAGAGUUUGCCUCAAUGAGGCGUCAGUACUUUUACUGCUUUUGGUUCUCUGCACAGAUUUUCACCACAGUAGGAGACACCCCGUUGCCAAAAAGAGAGGAAGAGUACCUGUUUAUGAUUGCAGAUCUGCUCAUUGCUGUGCUGGUGUUUGCAUCGAUUGUUGGCAAUGUUGGCAGUGUCAUCACCAGCCUGAGGGACCGUGAUAAUGUCUUCUUCCCAAACCAUGAACUAGUGAAGGCAUACCUGCGUAGCCACCACAUCAGCAAAGAGCUCCGACAGCGUAUUGACAACUGGUACCAGCAUCUUCACAUCAACAAGAAAAUCAUGAGAGAAAAUGAAAUCCUGCAGCAGCUGCCCGUUCAUCUGAGGACAGAGAUUGCUGUCAGCGUUCACCUUCCAACACUCUCUAAAGUUACAAUCUUCCAGAACUGUGAGACGAGUCUGCUGGAGGAGCUGGUGCUCAAACUUAACCCUCAGGUGUUCAGUCCAGGAGAGUAUGUCUGCAGGAAAGGAGAUGUGGGCCAUGAAAUGUACAUCAUCAAAGAGGGAAAACUUGCUGUUGUUGCAGACGACGGGGUUACAGAGUUUGCUGUGCUGAGUGAAGGGAACUUCUUUGGGGAAAUUAGCAUACUAAAUAUCAAAGGUAACAAGUCAGGCAAUCGUCGUACUGCAAACAUCCGCAGCAUUGGCUACUCAGACCUGUUCAGCCUGUCUAAAGAAGACCUGACAGAUGUGCUGUCUGAGUUCCCUGCAGCAAAGUGUCACCUGGAGGAGAAGGGCAGACAGAUCCUCACAAAGAUGGGCAUGUUGGAGGAGAGUGGGGUGGGAGCGGAGGGGGAGGCAGAGAAAGUUGAAACAAAGAUACAAAGACUGGAGAAAAACUUAGAAACUCUGCAAACCAAACUGGCUCGCCUAAUGGUGGAACUGGAGUCAAGUAACCGCAAGAUGCAGGCCAGGGUGGAGCAGCUGGAGAGGGAGGUGGCAGCACUGGAGACUCAGCUACCAGAAGAUGGAGAAGAAGGAGAAAGAGCAGAGGGCAAAGGAGAGGGAAGAGGAGAGGGAGUGGGAGGGGAGGUGAGUUGGGAACGAGAGGAAGCAGAGGGAGAAGAAGAGGGGGGUUCAGAUGCAAAAGUGAAAAAGGAUCAGGGAGAGGACGGUAAAGAUGUGACCAAAGAGGGAGAUGGAGAGAGCACCAAAAGUACAAAAGAGGAUGUAGAGAGGGUGGUGGAGGGAGAUAAAUCAGGUGUGAAGGACCCAGGCAAUCAGGAAAAUGAAAUAGAGGACAGUGGAGAAAAGAGCAGAGAGAAAGGAGAUGACAGACCUGGGAAAGGAGAUGGAGCUGAGAUUGAACCUGAAGAGGAGAGAGAAGAGAAAAAUGAGGAGAGAGAAUCUGAUGAAGGGAGAGAAAACACCAAAGAUGAUUCAGAGGAAAGACAAAGAAGGUUGGAAGAUGACAGACAGAAAAAAUGA